Molecule: messenger RNA, 2711 nt
Organism: Lingula anatina
Lineage: Eukaryota; Metazoa; Brachiopoda; Lingulata; Lingulida; Lingulidae
Biological process (GO): SCF-dependent proteasomal ubiquitin-dependent protein catabolic process
Cellular component (GO): SCF ubiquitin ligase complex
Source: RefSeq, a predicted model, not a curated record
UUAUUUUUGUCGUUAUCCAGCAUUGCUAUAAAUAUAGAUCUGGCAACUGAGGAGCAGAGCUUUUCGUAUUGAUGGAUAUAAACAAUAUGUACGAUAGACUAUCGGUGACUAAUGUUGAAAUGGUCUUUUACUGCUUGCAAUUGUGACAGAUUUAUAUUGACAGUGCUACGGAGUCCACACAGAACCGUACUCAGUACAUCAGCUUAUAGAUUUACAGUGUAGUAUAAGAUACAUGUACAUGUACACUGUACAUACAUGUACUGGUAUACAUGUAAUACUUCACGUGCAUGUGCAAUUUGCAGUUGAUACAAAAUUAUUGCCUUUCAAAUAAGUUAACCGUAAACCACUGUUAAACGCUAUGCUGACAAUACUGACAUCAAUUAUCCAGAAUUGUUGGACGCAGUUGAUUUAAGUGCGCGAUAUCAUCAUAAAGUCGAUUCCUUUAUAGCCGCACAGUAUGGUGAGAAGUCUGAAAGACUGCUGUUUACAAGCAAUUGCUCGGAAUCUUAACAGGUACACACAGCUGUAGCUGCCCAUUUACAUUUGCUUUGAACCAACUGGAAAGCAAAUGAUAUCUUGAAAUACUGGAUCAGUCGCGUGGGGCGUCAUCUUCCUCACAUUCACAAAGAGCUCAUUCUGAAGUGGCUUUCUGACCAUGACAUGCUGACAGAUGAUUACCUGCCACAUAUUACAUAUCACCUGUUCUCAGCAAACCUUAAAGUGAUCAACUUCUACAAGUGUAACCAGGUCACAGACCAUCUUCUGUAUCAGCUGUCACAGAGUGGGUGUAUGUUGAAGCACUUGACAGUACAUGAGUGCAACAAUGUCUCUGAUGAAGGAAUAAAAUAUAUAACUAUUGAUCAGGAAGAACUGGAAGUUUUAGAAUUGAGAAAAUUGCGAUUUCUGACCAGUUAUGGUUUAGAGGUAGUGAGAUCAAACAAGUUGCAGAAACUAGACUUAAAGGGAUGCUCAUAUAUUGACAGUAAAGGCCUUGAUUCCCUGGUGCAUAAAUGUCCAAAUAUUAAAUACUUAACCUUGUCCCAAUGUACAAGGCUAGAUGAAGGGAUUUCUAAUAUUGCAAGAUGUUUAAAUAUCACUCUGGAAGAAUUGGACGUUGGAGGUGUGCAUAAAAUUGGUGACCACGAUUUAGAGAACAUUGCACAAUACUGCAGUAAUCUAACUCUGUUACAUUUGAUAGGCUGCUAUAAGAUAACAGUUGAUGGUAUUCAAAAGGUUGUUGAAGGAUGCAGAAAAUUGAAAGAUGUAGAUUUUUCUUACUGUUUUACCUUGGAGUCUGUGGAAGCAUUCAAAGCUUUACAGCAUCUCCCAGAUUCUGUGACUGAGCUCUCCCUGCUAGGGAUACAAUUACAGGACUCUGAAUUGCUGGUUAAUGUUGUGAAAAGGUUGACAAAACUUGAGACGGUUCGCCUUUGUGGAGUAAAAGCACUGGACGAUGACAGUUUGGAGCAGAUAUUGCAAGCCGCAGGCUCUCACUUACUAAGUUUGGACAUUGGUGGAAGCAUAACUCAGGCAAUAACAGAUGAUGGACUUCGGGCAGUCACCAAGUAUUGCACAGCCCUAGAGGAGUUGAUAUUAACACUUCUUCCAGAAACAACAGGCAUUACGCUGCUCCCUCUGUUUGAAGAUGAGCAACGGGCAGCACAAUUGACUUCCUUGUACUUAGGGUGUAAAAAGAUGAAUGGUGAUGUUCUUCAUGCAGCUGCUGUUUCCAGCACCAACCUUGAGAAGUUUUCAGUCUCUGGACUAAUGUGUGUAGAUGACAACCUGCUGCACACUCUGGCUGAUAACUGCCCGAAACUGCACUACAUUGGACUGAAAAGUUGCAGACAGGUAACAGAUUCAGGUGUCUGUGAACUUGCCCGCAAGUGUCCAUUACGAAGGGUGGUCCUGGCAGGCUGUCAUCACCUUACAGACAAGAGCAUCUUCACCCUGGCCAAUAUGUGCCUGGAUAUACAGGAGCUACACCUCAAUGGAUGUGCACACGUGUCUCCUGUGGCUGUCAGAUAUUUACAGGAUCAGUGCACAUCCAGAGUGUACAUACAACACAAAAUUCCUAAUGCUGCUCCAAACCAGCUUAUGGCAAAGAACUUGGACACGGGAGAGUUUUGUAGAGCAGAUCUUAUAUAUACAUAAUACUCACAGUGGCCAUGGCAAAAAGACUGGAAGCUUAUGGGAAAGGAAUGCAGAGGACUUUCACUGUCAAAUGUCUAAAUGUAUACCCGUUUGAGCAAAUGAUUGGAAAACCAAAGAUUGCAGACUCACUAUGUAUUUCAUAGUUUUGGAAACACAACACUUACUUUAAGUCUGUAGUACAGGUUUUUGUAAAAUCUUUUUUGGUGCCUUACUUUGAGGGAAUGUGUGCACAUAAGCAUGUAUACUACAAGAUAUAUAUAUUCUGCGACUUAAAGAACCUCCAUUACAUGCUCGAUUGCAAGGAGAAAUCAUUUAUAUUCCAAGUGUUGUGUCUAAAUAGCAAUAGAAAAAUUUUGUGCAAUAAGUUAACAUAACGUGAUAAGCCUGGUUUAUGUUUUUGUAAUGUGGUAUGGGAGCCUGUUACAUACAUCUACAAAACCAAAAUGUAAUAUAAACUGUCAUUGUUUAUGAACUGUAUGUUAUUAUUAAAGGGAUAAUAGGACUAUUAUUAAAGGGAUAAUAACUCUUCGUUUGGCCAAAAAAUGAAUUUUCCUGGA